AUGGUUAUUAUCUCAGUGGUGGCCAACAGGCAGUUGAGGAUCCCAACCAACUAUCUGAUAGUCAACUUGGCCAUUGCUGACCUUCUCCUCAGCACCACCGUUUUACCUUUCUCUUCAGCCCUUGAGAUUGUCGACGCUUGGGUAUUUGGGAAGAUAUUCUGUGACAUUUGGGCUGCCAUGGACGUUCUGUGUUGUACAGCUUCAAUUUUUUCAGCCUCUGCGCCAUUUCCAUCGACAGGUAUAUAG
Messenger RNA from Staurois parvus, 246 nucleotides. The record is from the annotation of a GenBank genome assembly. Lineage: Eukaryota; Metazoa; Chordata; Amphibia; Anura; Ranidae.